Molecule: messenger RNA, 1383 nt
Organism: Mercurialis annua (annual mercury)
Lineage: Eukaryota; Viridiplantae; Streptophyta; Magnoliopsida; Malpighiales; Euphorbiaceae
Exons: 1
Coding region: 1-1383 (460 amino acids)
Molecular function (GO): nucleic acid binding
Source: RefSeq, a predicted model, not a curated record
AUGACGGCGCUCUCACAGUCAGCAAACCCCGGCCAAUCCACCACCAACAACCUCCGGUCGUCAGUUCCAUCAGGCGAUAAUACAGUGGUGAUCUACUUCGAAAACUACCCAGACAAUUGGUUUUAUGAUGAUAUUGAAAAACACUUUUCCAAAUUCAAUAUCAACGGAAAGGUAACCCUAGCUAGAAGAAGAAACAGGGUUCAAAGGAGAUUUGGGUUCCUAAGAAUCAAGGAAGAUCGUAAUCUGGAGUUAACAUUACGUAAAUUGAAUCAAAUUUUUAUUGGUUCGUUUAGGGUUAGGGCUUUUCGUGCAAAAUUUCCUAAACCCUAUUCGUCAAAUUCCAUGCAACUUGAACAACGACCUACAGUAGCAGCUCCGGCUAGGUAUCUGAACAAGAGAAUUGAAUCCCCAUCAGCUAUUCACCUAGCUGCAUCCCCAUCAACUGCAAAUCGUGAUUCAAGGACCUAUGCUCAGGUUGUCACCAACGAAACUUUGAUAUUUGAAGCCUCCAAGAAUUUGCCAGAUCAUACUCUCAAUUCGUUGAUUGUUACGGUAUCAAGCAUGGAUAUGUUGAUGAUUAUCAAGGAUAAGAUGUUGGACCUGGAAAUUGUUUUCGAAUCAAUAUCUUUUCUGGGAGGUCUAUUCGUUUUGAUUCGUUUCCACUCCGAUUUCUACAUGGCGCGAUUCAGAAGUGAGUUCACGAAAUAUGAUUCGCUUUUUUCGACAGUUAUCCCUUGGGAGGACUAUAGUCCUUCGAAAGAGAGAUUUGUAUGGGUCUCAAUGUCUGGAGUUCCUAUUUCGGCAUGGUCAGAAGAACUGUUCAUCUUCGUUGGCAAUAGCCUGGGUAAGUCAAUUGCAGUACAUCCAUCGGUUAUUUCCAAGGACCGUAUGGACUCAGGUUCAGUCCUCAUUUCAGCAGGGUUUAACCGCAUUGAAUGCAUUAUUCCUAUCAUGAUUAAAGGUGUUUCAUACCUGAUCCAUGCGCAUGAAACAGAAUUUCCGGUUAUUACAAGUAGCUCUACUGCUGAAUUUUCAGAAUCUGAUUCUGAUUCUAAAUCAGUUUCCUCGUCACCUGCAUUCUUCAAUGAUGAUUUAUCUGGGAAACGUUCAAGAGCAACUUUGGUUCCUUCUACAGUUUCAGAAACUCCCUACAUUGCAAUGGAUUUAACCAAUAUAACUCAGCGCAAGAAUAGAGAUCGCAGUGGUGAUACAGACAGCCCUUGCACCAGCGAACGAUUUAAGUGCCCUUCUAAAGAUGAUUUAGAAGUUGCAAGAACUGUUGAGGUCGGUAUGAAGAUGGGAGUUUUUGAACAACAGCAUGAAGCACAGUUCAAAGAUCUAAUAACUAAAGAAAUUGCUAGGGAUGCCUUAAAUCACUCUUAA